Messenger RNA from Microbotryum saponariae, 1029 nucleotides. The record is from the annotation of a GenBank genome assembly. NCBI's taxonomy places the organism in Eukaryota, Fungi, Basidiomycota, Microbotryomycetes, Microbotryales, Microbotryaceae.
AUGUGGCCAUUCACAUCAAAUGCCGAACCGUCCACCAGCAGCGAGCCCAUUCCCGAAUCUGCGUGCCCCGUUGACCACUCGACUCGAUCGGCCUGGGUCAAGGAAGCACAACAACCCGAAACGCGGGCGCAGACUGCACCUUCCCGACCACCACCAGCUCAGCAAUUGAGCACCGAACGAGAAGUGUCGUCGAUCCCUAGGUGGUUACCGAAUCAAAGCACUCCCUCCCCAUCGACACCGACACCAUCCCCCACCUCCUCGGAAGCGGACCCCACCAUUCCCCCCUCGGCCUGUCCCGCCCAUUCCACUUCCGUAACCGCCAAGCACACCUCAGACUCGACCACUGCCACAACCCAAACCGAGAACUGGGUCUACCCCUCUCCGUCCUCCUUCUACUCCGCUCUGCAACGCAAAGCCCGCCCCGUGAACGCCAGUGACAUGCCGAUCGUCGUCCCCAUCCACAACGCCGUCAAUGAAAAAGUAUGGCAGGACGUAUUGGAUUGGGAACGAUUAGCUUUGGGUAAAGCGAACGGAGAAGAGGUGGGGAGCAAAUUGGUCAGCUUUGUGGGGAAGCCGAAGGAUUUGAGUCCGAGGGCGAGGUGGAAGAGUUUGAUUGGGUCAGUUGGGGUUUGUACCUUCGCAAAGGGGUUCAUCCUGGAAUUACGAAGCUGAUACUCGUGUACUAUGUCUACCAGCUACGCCCCGCCCUUCGAUCGCCACGAUUGGAUAGUCGAUAGACCCCUACCCUCCACACCCGAAAACCCUUCCCCCGGUUCAAUACGCGUACGCUACGUUAUCGAUUUUUACUCUGGCCGAGGUGCACACCUCCUCGAGAAUGGUUCAUCAUCGGCAAAGUCAAGAACGGACAUGUUCACGCGCCCGUCAUUGGCCUUUUUUAUUGAUUGUCGACCGGCUUUGGAUGGGUGGGAAGGCGUGAGGAUGAGGAUCGAUAAAGUGCGAGAGAACUGGUUGGGUAAUUCGAGGAAGGCUACGAGUGCGGAGGGCAAAGGGGAUGGAGCAUCUUCAUAG